Molecule: messenger RNA, 1578 nt
Organism: Epithele typhae
Lineage: Eukaryota; Fungi; Basidiomycota; Agaricomycetes; Polyporales; Epitheliaceae
Product: acid protease
Exons: 8
Coding region: 1-1578 (525 amino acids)
Biological process (GO): proteolysis
Molecular function (GO): aspartic-type endopeptidase activity
Source: RefSeq, a predicted model, not a curated record
AUGCACCGCUCUGCCUUCGCCUGCCUCGCUUUCAUCACCAUUCUCACCUUGGCAAAAAGCCUCCCAAACGGAGUGCAUCUCCCUCUCCAUCUUGGAUCCAGGGCGCGCUGGAAGAGGGACGGGGGAAGCAGUGAGGCAGGCCUUGGUGACGCCUCCGACGUAACAUACAACGUUCUCGUCCGCGUGGGCCAAACCCUCACACCUUUGAUUCUGGAUACGGGCUCUGCGGACUUGUGGCUCGUUUCGGACGGGUGUCGGGAGCUUUGCGCUCAUACUGACCUCCCUCUCUAUCCUCAAGCCGCCUUGUCUCCCAUCGGUCAGAGCGUCCACCUCCUCUACGGGGAUUCGCACACCAGCACGCAUGCCUUCGGUCCCAUCGGCACAGACACGGUCGGCAUCGCGGAGCUCUCCGUCCCGCGCCAGUACCUCGCCGCCAUCACGGACACCAACACUUCUGUACUCGACACUGGCUCUGCCGGGAUCCUCGGGCUAGGAUUUGCUCCCAUCAGUCUCAUCUGGCGACAGCUCAUGGCUGACAAGGGAUCGUCUCUCCCUCUUGCGCUUCCCGGACGAGUGGCCGACGCGGUGGACACAGCAGGGCUCAACCUUCGUACGCACACUUUUCCGUCCUUUUCUUCUCUCGCGCGUCCCUCUCCGUACAAGAAACGGCAAAAUCCGCGCUACCUCAUGUCCUGGGAUACCGACUCCAUCACAACCUAUGGUCCUCUGCUCACAAGGCUGGCUACGCUGGGCGUGCUUUCACGUCCUCUGGUGGCAACCACUCUCCAGCGAGAUACAGUCUCUCUCGGCGACCAUGCUGGCACUCUGUCUCUCGGGGCCUUACCAGACGGAAUCUCGGAAGACGAUCUCACUUGGGUUCCGGUGCGAGGCUACAGGGCGAGUCAGGGUGGCUUGCCGCCGUCCCCCCAGGCUCCCUAUGAAAUCUACCCUCUGGUUUGGGAGGUCCCUUUAGACGACGUGUUCUUUGAUGGUAUCAGACUACCCCGUUCUUCUCUCUCUCCCCCUUCCAUUUCUCUCUCCGCUCUUGUCGAUACUGGAAACUCCCUCAUCCGUGGCCCGCGCGAUGUCUUAACACACAUCGCGGCCCGCCUCGGCGACACCUUCGACUGCGCGAUCCCGCACAACCUUUCGUUCCUCAUCGGCGGCGUCCUCUUCCCGGUUGAUCCGCGCGAUUUCGCGCGUCCGGAGUCGCUCAUCAACGACAUCGUCGGCCUCAACUUCGGCCCGGCGCGCGCGCAGCGCUGCACCCCCGCCCUCGCCGUCACGGACCCCCCUGGGGACGGCGGGUUCCUGUACAGCUGGAGCCUCGGGGUGCCGUUCUUGAAGUCCACGCUCGCCGCGUUCUACUACGGCAAUUCGACGCACCCGACCCGCGAUCCCCCGCGCGUCGGCUUCUUGUCCACCGUCCCGUCGGACGCCGGCGAGUCUUUGGCCGACGCGGUCGCCUCCGCCGCCCUCCACGGGGGCCUGUUUCCAGAGAAAUCGGACCUGGCGAUCUUCGACCUCGCCACGGGCAUUGGCCCGAUCGCGACCCAAGGCUUGCUGGGGGUGUUCUAG